Messenger RNA from Pectinophora gossypiella (pink bollworm), 605 nucleotides. RefSeq lists its product as uncharacterized. The transcript has 3 exons. NCBI's taxonomy places the organism in Eukaryota, Metazoa, Arthropoda, Insecta, Lepidoptera, Gelechiidae. The coding region runs from base 152 to 484 and encodes 110 amino acids. The record is from RefSeq and is a predicted model, not a curated record.
GUUUAUUUUGCUUGUUGUCCCUGUCACUCGAGUCUCCUUAGCCUUGUAUAUAUUCUGGCCACCGUCCAAGGAUUGGCAGAUCAGAACCUUCCAACGAAGAAGCUUCACCAACGCUUACAACGCUUACCUACGCUUGAAGUUAUUUACCACAAUGGUUGCCAAAUUCGCGAUGAUCCUGAUGUUUGCGGGAGCCUGCUUGGCUUACCCUGCGGAGGAGGAAUUGGCUCCCCCGGCAGGAGCCCCUGUGGGUCCUCCUCAGCCUGUCUCGGAUCCCAAUGCGGGUAUUGGGGCCCCCGUCCUACAAGCACUGUCACCGCCACAGGGACCCCCUGAAGGCAAGGCCGAGUCCGACUUGAAGACUGACAGCUCCUUCUGGUUUCGUAGGUCCUACUACCCCGUCUACUACGCCAGAUCAUACUACAGGCCUAGAGUAUACUACUAUUCCUACCCAUCUGUCUACUCAUACUGGAACUCCUGGUGGUAAAUAAUCUCAUAAGAUCUGAAUCAACACGCGAACUGGAGAACUUCUUAACUCAUCCCAGCGCGGUGCUGUGUUUAAACACACCUAGAUUGUAAAAGUAUUAUUAAAAUUUAAGAUAAAAUUA